AUGGAUGGAACAUUAAAACAUCUUUUGUAUUGGCAUCAUGAUACAAAUAAUGGAAAACUAUUUCAUCGUUUUUUUCAUGAAGAUUAUUUAAAUCCAAAAACAGGUGAAUCAAUUAAUUCAACAUUUGGUCCAACACUUGCUGAUUUAUCUGCAUAUUGUGAAUACAUUCAAUUUUGA
Dictyostelium purpureum is the source of this 177-nucleotide messenger RNA. RefSeq lists its product as uncharacterized. The coding region runs from base 1 to 177 and encodes 58 amino acids. The transcript has 2 exons. The record is from RefSeq and is a predicted model, not a curated record. Lineage: Eukaryota; Evosea; Eumycetozoa; Dictyosteliales; Dictyosteliaceae.